CUUUCUCGAUAUCUAGAUAUUUAGAAGCAAACGUUUAGAGCCACGCAAAAUUAUUCCGUUGAUACAGAAAUCCAUAAUGCUUUCGACAAAGCCAGUUCGUGUCAAAUCGAUGGCCAAAAAGAAGAGCUCCGCUCAGAAAAAGCCGAAAACGGAUCCGCAGCAGCAGCGUUUCUUGAAGACCCGGUUCCAAUCGGCCAAUCGACCCAUUUCAAAGCAAUCCUCUGUGCCACCGAGCCAAAGGAUUUGGCGCAGGACUGUGGUUCAGAAGAAACCCAAGCAAAAAACGCGGAUUCCUAAGCUAUUUCGCAUGGAUCGUCAUACAGGACUUCCGGUGGAUUACGAAAGAACCGUUCACCAGGUGAUGCACUAUGUGAAUCCCCAUUUGGCCAGUCGACCCAAUCCCGAACAGGUUUUGGAGCACUUGCUGGCCAAGAUGUUGGCCGAGAUUUUAAGACAAGGUGGUCAUCAGAAUGCCAACAGCCAGCUGAGGUCCUUGCUCCAUGAUCACUGCAAUUGUCACAGGACCAACACGAUCUCAAGUAAGGAAGCGCAAAGCCAGCGCGAAGCUAAUGAGAGUUUAAGCCAAUUUCAUAGCGCUUGCAAACGGGGACCCUGCCGGUUGCCCAGACCCAAACUUGGUCCCACCUACAUGAGCAAGUUCAAUUUUAACCAGCUGAAGAUCAAAAGCUUUUGAAAAACGGAUGGUUAACUCACCUGUCAAUAAUGUCCCUUGAAGUCACCUUUUGAAGUCAAAUUGGAAAAACAGGAAAUAUAAUAAAUAGAUACAUAAAAGAUUUGUAAUAAAUUAUUUUGCAAUUUUGAUA
Drosophila takahashii is the source of this 824-nucleotide messenger RNA. RefSeq lists its product as uncharacterized. The record is from RefSeq and is a predicted model, not a curated record. Lineage: Eukaryota; Metazoa; Arthropoda; Insecta; Diptera; Drosophilidae.